UGAUGUUUUUUUCUUCUUUUCUAACACAAAUGUUUCUUCUACCAAACGUUUGUUGUUUGAGGAGUGUUAGAACAUUUGAAGAACAAAAAACUCCCUCUUAAUUGUAUUGACAGUGUGUCUUAUUCACACUUUGCACAUUUAAAACCUGUGUGUAUGUGUGUUACAUGCAUGUACGACAAAACCUUGCACCCUGCACAGAAAAAGCAAAAGUCACAGGUGUUUAUUUCUUUAUACUGUCAGUGUAAGUUGGUGCUUCAUGUGCUUACUUAAAUGAUGGUCUGUUUGUACUGUACUGAUGCAAAACCUUAUUUUUAUUUGCCUUUGCAAGUGAUUUAUAAUGUUUUGCUGGUUUGGCAAGAAUAUAGUUUAUGACAGAAAUAAAUAGAUAUAUAGAUGGUAUCUAAGCGUUCAGAAAGAAAAUAAAUACAUCUCUAUGCUGCCAUCUAUUGGAAAAAUAGUUUAAUGUUAAAACAUGUUAAAAACCCAAAUUAGCAAAGUUGAAAACAUACAAAUUUGCAUUAAAGUGAUUUUAGUUUUAAGCUUUACACAGAGGCUCUGCUUUAAAGCAAAUAUGAACAUGGACAAAUUAACAAAUACUGUAAUCAAGAAUUCUCACAGGAGCAGUUUGAUGAUCUGCAUUUCCAUGAAAACUGGGCAAUGAAAGUAGUAUGAUAAGGUUGAAAGCUCCAGAACAAGCAAGUGAAUGGACUUAAGUUGAGAUUGUUUGGUUUUUCCAAAAUCAGGAAUGAUGUAAAACAAUUCAGUCAAGUUAUGAACAUUGAAACUGUUUUUUUGCUCACUUUAAUCUUUCCUCCUGUUCAUACUGACUGUCUCCUCCAAAUGUGCCUUCAGUGCAAGUGAUGGGGGACAAAUCCAAAGUGAUUGUUUUGAGCAAAACUGUAUUUUAAAGUUUAUCUGAAUAAUAUAGAUAAAAUGAGAUAAAGAUAAUAUAUAUCUUCAGCUGUCCAAGUCAAAGUGGAUAUCUUUCUGGUUACAGUGUUUUUAGUAAAAACAUUCUGCUUAUUUGCAGUGGAAAAAUCAUAACAGUAAGAGCACUAAAAUGACUAGGAAUGAUACUGACUUGAUUUGAUUAAAUUGGACUUGGCUGUGGGUUUUUCCCCCACAUCACUUACAUUGAAAGUGCAUUAUAGAGGGAUCUCCUAAUGGGCAGUAUGAACAGGAGAAAAGAUUUUGGAAAGAAGUGUUUGUGUUAAUUUGGAACAUAAUGCAUGUGUAUGCACGUGUGUAUAGUGCCAUGAUUUUGGAAAAUCAUGGCACUAUACGCCCAAAACCUUAGCAACAGGACAGGGGUAAUUUGAAUUCAGGCCCAAAAACACUGGCUGAAUAACAGUUCACAGCAGUGGGUCACAGGCGAAUUGGUCAUAAGAGGAAUACAGACAAACAUACUUCAGCUGUGCCAAAUAUCUAAUCUUUGCUUUUUUUCUUGUGAAAUAUGGGAUCAUAUGGUCACAAAUGGUAGACAUAAGCAACUGCUGAGGAGGGGUUAUAUAAGUUAAUUCAACCUUCAUUUGCACUUUAGAUGACACUUUGAGAAUCAAGAGUUCAGGUUUGCUGGGCUAGCAAAAAACAACGCUACAAAAAAGCAGAUAGAAAAGCAAAGAUGUUAACCAAAUAUAAAGUGCAUCAAAACACAAGGGGAGCAGCAUAAGCAUGGUAUCAAGUCACCACUAAAACAAUUUCAGUUAAGAUUUAUCACUUCCACAGAAAUUAUCUGAAACCCCCGCGAAUCAACUGAGUAUCAAGUUUCUAAAUUAUUGCAAAGAAUUGUGAGUUGGAGCAAUAAUUCAGAAGGAAGUUUCAGUUCAGGUUGUUUUUGUUUUGAGACCUGUAUCUGAAACUAGCCUGUAGAACAGGUUUCGAAAAGAAAGGUUUGUUUGGACAACCUCUAUGAAUAAACAAAAGCCAGAGAUAUUUUCAUCACACAUACUUGGAGGGAGGUGCUGCCUUUUUUUAAAUAAUAAACUAAUAAACUAUAUUCUUACAAUGUAUGUUAACACUGUGUACAAAAUAUUAGGAACAUGUUUUAAUAUAAUUCAGUACAGUACACAACACCACCUGGUGCGACAUUAAUAAGAAACACAAAGUCGACUGAUCACCUUUCUGACAAUGUCAAGACAAACUGAAAAUGUAAACAUUUCCUAAAAGUAGAAUUUAUAUCAGAGCUGUUGUAUUGGAUAGCAUUAGAUAGCACAAGUGUUCCCAACAUUCACUGAGUGUAUAUUCACCUUUUGUUUUACAUUUGUUGUUUUUGAUAUCCUCCACCAGGGGGUGUUCUCAACUAGCAAUUCUACACAUGAAACAGGCAACGCUUAAGAGGACCAAGAGAUUAUCUGUAAUUUAUGGGUGUAUUGUACAUACUGUGGGGAUAAUGGGAAACUGAGGUGCAUGUGUGUAUAUGGUGACUGGGAAAGGUGGCAACAGAGUGAGGAUCAGUGGUGGGAUGGAUGGGAGAGGAACAGCGGGUCUGUUGUGUCAUGUGAACUGUUUUGUUUUCUUUUGCACCUCAGGGCCACUGUAGAAAAGCAAAAGGUGUAAACAAUUAAAUCAGUAAUAGCUCAGUUGAACCUACUGUAGACAUGAAGUCCCAGUCAUUACUUCUGUAUAUUUAUGUUGGUCAAAAUUCAUAAAUGAUUGGUGCAACCUUUAAGAAAUGCACUUGUAAUUCAUUUUAAAUAUACAUCCAAAGGAAACAUGAACACAGUCUGACAGUUGCAGAAGAUGAUAUGGUAUUUUUAAUUAAUCGAAAAUACAUUUUUUGUCAUGUCACAUGCAUUUUCACAUUUUCAGUUCUGUGAAGUGAAACAUGCAACAGUCACAGCAAUGUAUCUUCCUUUUAGUUUAAGUUUAACCUCCACUAGGUGUUAUUGCCUAAUAGUUAUGUAUAGGAGGCUCAAUCAAUUACAGUAGACAGAACAAAAUGCAUGUGUGUGUGUUGUUUCUGUGUUGAUUUUUUAUGGUUUUAUUUCAGAAUUUUUAAAACUAUGCUUUGAAAUGAUUUUAUCAUGUAAAUCAGGUGCUUUUAUGCUAUUAUUAACCCUCCAUUGGAUGGUGUUCUAAUAAGGCCUGUGAGUCACAUAUUUGAUACAGUGUGUAACUGUAUGCUUACUCGAGUCAAAAAACUCUUGUCGGUGUGUGCUGUAAUUCUCACCAAGCUCACUGUCCCCGGACUCUGUGUCAAUUCAAGUCAAGUCAAAUUUAUUUAGCACAUUUCAUACAGCAGGCGUAAACUCAAUUAGCUUAAAAACAAGUAAAGAUCAUACAUGACAAAAAUAUAUAACAUUACAUUAACAUUACAUAUAUAAAACAAAUAAAAUAAAACAUAAAAUAAGAAGAUGUUACAUAUAUAAAAACAUAAAAACAUACAAGAACAUAUAAGACAGCAUAUAAAAUUAGAAGGUGAGAAGGUAUUACAAUAAGAGAGUAGGGUAAGAAGUAAUAUUAUUAUCAUUGUUAAAAGAAAUAACAAUAAUAAUACUGUUUCUAGAAAGAAGGUUUUACCCAUUAACCUAACUAAAAGCUUGCGAAAUAAGAUAUGUUUUUAGUCUGCUUUUAAAGGAAGACACUGUUGUAACAGACCUGAGUUCAUGUGGUAAAGAAUUCCAAAGAGUAGGACCAUAAUGGCUGAAGGCAUCAUGAGCUGAUUUAGUAUUUAUUCUAGGUAUGGUGAGGAGACCUUUAUUUGAUGAUCUCAAGGGUCUGUCUGGCGUGUAUUCAGAGAGCAUGUCAACAACGUAAGAGAGAGCUAGGCCGUUUAUAGCUUUAAAAACAAUAAGAAGUAUUUUAAAAUCAAUUAUUUGCUUUACUGGUAGCCAGUGAAGAGAAAGUAAAACAGGAAGGAUGUGUUCACACCUUCUGGUUUUGGUUAAUACUCUGGUCUGGCUGCAGCAUUCUGAAUAAGCUGGAGUUUAUUAAACAUUUGCUUUGCCAGUCCAGCAAAGGGUCCAUUACAAUAGUCUAGUCGACUGGAAAUGAAUGCGUGAACCAACUUUUCAGAAUCAGACUGUGACAGGAAAGAUCUAACUUUGGAUAUAUUUCUCAGAUGAUAAAAAGCAGUCUUAGAGAUACUGGAAAUGUGCUUCUGAAAGUUAAGAUCAGCAUCCAAGAUCACACCCACGUUUUUCACAUGCUCACAGGGUUUUACUGAUAGGGGAGUUAACAAAGAGCUAAUCUGAUGCCUCAAAGUCUUCGGACCUGCUAAAAGAAUCUCCGUUUUGUCUUCAUUUGGCUGCAAGAAAUUUUUGGCCAUCCAAUAUAUAACUUCAGUAAUGCACUGGAUGAUAUCAUUCACUGGGUUAAGGUGGUUGGCAGAAACAUAUGUAUAACUGUGUGUCGUCAGUAUAGGACUGAUAUGAUAUGUUGUAUUGUUGAAUGAUGGACCCAAGUGGGAGCAUAUACAAAUUAAACAGUAGAGGGCCAAGAAUUGACCUUUGAGGGACUCCAUAUGGAACGUUGACUACAUCUGAUUCAGAGUUACCAACAGCAACAGAAAAAAGAUCUACCAGUAAGCAAGGCCGUAGCCAGGAUUUUUCAAAUACAGAGGUCAAAAAUAAAACCACAAUUUAUAUGACUGUUAAGUUUAAUCCAUGAUGUAUUUAUACUGCUUUCUUGCUUUGCAUUUCUCAGUCAUGGUCAUUCUUGUGGUCCAGUUCUUUCUUAUCAUUUCCAAUUUUGCAACUUAAAUCAACUCCUAUUUCAGUAUUCUACAACUUCCAUGGUUGUAUAUUUAAAAAUUAUAACUGCAAUAUAUUAUUUUCUUUGUUUGUUCUUAAAAUGUGGAAUGGAGCACGGCCUGCUGGGAAAGGGAGAAAAGGGCUCAUCUAAUGAAUGAACAGUUUGCAAAAUCGUGUCAAGUCCAAUUCACAAAUGAAGACAACAUAUUUCUGGCGAUUUCAAGGCUUCACUCCACCGCUGGCUAUAGCCGGAUACGGUUUUGACAUGGCAGCGGAAUCUUCAAGUACGUGUCACAUGACAGUCUGUUGAUGCAAGGAUAAUUGUCUCGUCGGCUAUUUUCACUUCCCAAUUAAACGAAACUUCAAGAAAAAAAUACUGAGGACAUGACCUCGGUGUCCUCAAUGGUAGCUACGGCCAUGCCAGUAAGGUUGCACAUCAUCGCCCACAUCAGACUGUACAGGAAGCACUGUUCCUUCGCUGUCUCAAAGUUAAAAACUUCAACAGUACGUAGUCAGUGCUACUGAAGUCGAGGAUAAUGCUACUCUAUUGGUCCAUGUUGUUGCUCUGUCUCUCUGCCAAUGCGGAGAACAGUAUAUACCGAGAGCCUGGUCAGAGCGUCACCUUGAAGUGUUCUUCUGCAGGAUGUCUCAACAACAUUACAGAUUAUGUAGGGAUGUAUCUCUAUAAAGGUUUUGAGAAGGAAAACGUGAUUUACUAUCACCCUAAUCCCAAGUCAGAAGACAAAAUCACCCCAGGCAGAAGAUACAAAGAUAGGAUUCAGAAGAAAGGGUCUAUGGAUAACCACACCAUCACCAUCCGCAAUCUGAACUUGAAUGACUCUGGUUCAUACAUCUGUGUGUACAAAAGGUUUCCCAUAGGUGACAUGCAGUGUAAUAACUACACAGUUGAAGUACAAGUUCCACAGUGCCCCACAGUGCCACCAAGUCACGCUCCUCAUACAGCUGCCUCAACACAUAAACCUAUAGGUGUGAACCAUGAGUGUCCAUUCCUGUUGAUCAUCAUCCCUACGGCCGCCAUCAGCAUGCUGGUAACAACAAUCUUCACCCUGUUGAUCAUCCCGAGGGUAAAACUCUGGAUUUGCAGCAGAAUGACAAGAAGCACCCUGCCGGUGUCCGGUGAUUAUGUGUAUGAAACUAUGAGCAAGAACGGAUUACAACGUCUGGCAGUUGCAGAGCAUCCAUUGGAUAGCCCGUAUGGUAUAAUUGCUUAGAAAAGCAGAUCAGACAUGUUUCCUUGGUAACCGUUUUCUUCUUUUUUUAUUGAGUGUUUUCUGCUUUAACUUUUCAAAUCAAUUCAAUCCACAUGUUACUUAAGACAAAAACGUUAAAACUGUUGUGAAGGUAACAUUAAUUUCAGUGAUUAAUAUUUGAACGCAUUUGUUUGUAAUGGUCUUGUUUUGACUUUGUUUGACUGCUUAAUUAAUUUGUGCUUUCACAAAGUGCUUGGUGGUCUCAACUCAUAUCCAAAGUAGUUAAUUAUCAUUAUCACAUUGAAAGGAUGUAAUUUAGGUGUUACUGGAAAUUAUUUGCUUGGCUCUUUAACAAUUUAUGUUGUAUAAUCACAAUAAGCAAGACCCACAGCAGAGCAAAUCAAAACUGAGCUCUAAAACUAUACAAACAAGAGAUGCAAAAAUAAGAAUCAUUCAAAAGAAACCAGAGCGGGAGGUUGAAAUCAGCCUGAAGCAGAGAUGAUCAGAGUAGAUCAUAUUAUUGCUUUGUUUAAAUUUGAUGACAACACAUAUGGGGUGGUUAGAUGGAUAAUUUGCAUAAGUGUAGAGUCCUCACAUAGUUCUAAAUAAAAUCUAAUAUAACUCAUACAUUAAUAAUAGAGUUAUUAGGCUGAGCACAUAUAUGGAAAAUGGUAAACAUGAAAAUGAAAAGGUAGAAAUUAUGAUGAUGAUGAUGAUGAUGAUGAUGAUGAUGAUGAUGAUGAUGAUGAUGGUUAUUGUAGUAGUAGGAGUAGUAGUAGUAGUAGUAGUAGUAGUAGUAAUUUGUUCAUUGGGGCUAUGUACAGUGUUAAACAUAAAUGUUACCAUUUGAUGUAAGUCACCUUAUAGCUAAUUUUCAUUUGCAGUCCCUUCAGUGGGUUAAUAUUAAAACAUAUAACAGCACAAUAACAAACAGUAUAAAGCAAAAAAAAAACACACAGGACACAUACAAAGUACAAAGCUGUCAUCAAGUAGGGUGUUCCACUGAGUUGUGGCUUUCACAAUGAAUGCUGGCUACCCAAAUGUAAUGUGACAAAACGGUAGGGUGUUCCACUGAGUUGUGGCUUUCACAGUGAAUGCUGGCUACCCAAAUGUAAUGUGACAAAACGGUACAAUCUCUUAUAGAGGAUACACUGGAGGAUCUAAUAAAACAUACUGAGCAGGUAUACACAUAGUCACAUAGUGGAGGGGGGACCAAACCACACUGUUUGUGUAUACACAAACAGUGUUAUAUACAUGCAUUUGAAGAUACAUAUGAAAACACCCAUGCCAGUGCCCUCGAUGAGAAGGUAAAUUCAGAGAGUUUUGAUAUUAAAACAAUUAUUUUAAUGUUAAUAAUUGUAACUAUGUAUCAUUAUAAAAUAAAGGUAAUUACAA
Molecule: messenger RNA, 7297 nt
Organism: Scomber scombrus (Atlantic mackerel)
Lineage: Eukaryota; Metazoa; Chordata; Actinopteri; Scombriformes; Scombridae
Exons: 5
Coding region: 5228-5923 (231 amino acids)
Biological process (GO): adaptive immune response
Cellular component (GO): membrane
Molecular function (GO): signaling receptor activity
Source: RefSeq, a predicted model, not a curated record